This is a messenger RNA of Osmia bicornis bicornis, 1003 nucleotides long. It is a transcript of the gene RpS2, whose product is annotated as 40S ribosomal protein S2-like. Bases 139 to 978 code for a protein of 279 amino acids. The record is from RefSeq and is a predicted model, not a curated record. Gene Ontology annotation, biological process: translation. Gene Ontology annotation, cellular component: ribosome; cytosolic small ribosomal subunit. The transcript is spliced from 3 exons. Gene Ontology annotation, molecular function: structural constituent of ribosome; RNA binding. NCBI's taxonomy places the organism in Eukaryota, Metazoa, Arthropoda, Insecta, Hymenoptera, Megachilidae.
AUGCAGGCGUAACUUCACCUGAGGGGGAGCAGGAACCCCAAAAUCAUGAUCCUUUGAGAACACAGCAUGUCCAGCUCGUAGUCACUGCUUCGAGGAAGUGGUUCGAUCUUUUUUUCAUAAUUGAAGAAAGAAUACAGAAUGGCGGACAACGCUCCAGCCGCGCGUGGAGGUUUUCGUGGAGGGUUUGGCUCUCGCGGUGGUGAUCGCGGUGGCCCAAGAGGUAGAGGACGCGGAGGCAGAGGAAGAGGACGCGGCCGUGGACGUGGUAAAGAAGACAGCAAAGAAUGGAUUCCAGUGACUAAGCUUGGCCGUCUCGUCAGAGAUGGAAAGAUUGAAUCGUUGGAACACAUCUAUCUUUUUUCUUUACCUAUCAAAGAAUACGAAAUCAUUGAUAAGUUCCUUGGACCUGAAUUAAAAGAUGAGGUCUUGAAGAUCAUGCCUGUUCAGAAGCAAACUAGAGCUGGUCAACGUACACGUUUUAAGGCUUUUGUAGCCAUCGGUGACUAUAAGGGUCACAUUGGUUUGGGUGUGAAAUGUUCCAAAGAAGUAGCUACUGCUAUCCGUGGUGCUAUUAUCUUAGCUAAGCUUUCGGUUGUACCUGUACGCCGUGGUUAUUGGGGAAACAAAAUUGGUGAUCCUCAUACUGUACCCUGCAAGGUCACGGGUAAAUGUGGAUCUGUUCAGGUGCGUUUAAUCCCAGCCCCAAGAGGUACAGGCAUUGUUUCUGCACCUGUACCUAAGAAAUUACUGCAGAUGGCUGGUAUAGAAGAUUGCUAUACAUCUGCAAGAGGAUCAACCUGUACUCUUGGCAACUUUGCCAAAGCCACCUAUGCUGCUAUUGCCAAGACUUAUGCAUACUUAACACCAGAUCUUUGGCAUGAUCAGGCAUUGAGGAAGGCACCCUAUCAAGAAUUUGCUGAUUUCUUAUCUAAGAACCAUAAAGCUGUGGGUGGACAGAGGUCUGCUGAGGUUGUUUAAAUAAUAAACCUCCAUGCAAAGUCUA